Messenger RNA from Bipolaris sorokiniana ND90Pr, 2487 nucleotides. RefSeq lists its product as uncharacterized. The coding region runs from base 1 to 2487 and encodes 828 amino acids. NCBI's taxonomy places the organism in Eukaryota, Fungi, Ascomycota, Dothideomycetes, Pleosporales, Pleosporaceae. The transcript has a single exon. The record is from RefSeq and is a predicted model, not a curated record.
AUGCGGCCACAAACGCCGCCAAAGCCGACUGCUCCCAUGUCCGUACCCAAGUCUUCACUGCGACAAAACCCUUCGCCCCCCGCUCAGCAGACAAUACGCGCCCGAGCAAGCCAAAGAUUCCGGCCCACAUCUAUGCGCUCCACUGUAUUAUACAACGAGUUUGGUGACUGGGAGCCACCGCCGCUCUUCCAGGCUUUUCCCCAGUCUAUCAAGCAUGCUACCGUACAAGCCUGUGUCUUUGCUCCAGAGGUCUUGAUGCGGACACAGAGCCAAAGACGGCAAGCAGAGUCUCUACUCGAGAGAAUCGACCAUGAGCGCGAACUAUCCACCAUUAUUGAAAACAGCACAGAGGCCAAGAAGUUGGAGAAGAGCCACAAACGCCUCAUAUCCCACUCAGUACUUCACCCAUCUACACCAGAGCUUGUCAACAAAAUUUACGUCCUGGUCACUAGCGGGUACAUCCUGCAAUAUGCCGGUGACGGUCCCUUUGACAGGGUACCGGAAAAGGUACUCAAACUCGGCAAGGAGUCUGCGGCUUUUGCCUGUGAUCUCAUACCCGGCAAACACUGGGUGCUUCAGAUAUCCAGCCAUGCUAGCGGUGAUGGCGCACUCGAAGUUGGCCCAAAGAGCUCGAUCCUUGCACGUCUGCGCACACAACAUCUUAACACACGCAGAUCUGUAACGAGCUUCCUCUUAGUUCUUGAGAGCGCCGAAGAGAUGGAUGAGUGGAUGACGAGUGUGCGAAGGGAGAUUGACAACCUUGGUGGUACAAGAACAAGGGAUGACUCUGCCCGAGCUUCUUGCUCUACCGAUGGUGGCUCGGUAAGCAAAGAGUCUGCUGAAAUUGCGAACCAUCGGUUCAGGGUCAGUCGAGACGCGUACAACAUGAGCAAGGUUGUACCAAUCGAACCACGCCUUUCAGCGUCGCCAAAAAUCAUCGCCUCAGACUGGGAAACGAAUCCUGAACAGACCAAACGUAGCAUCGACUCAUCUAGCGGACAAUCUCAUCGACAAAGCAGCCGUCUCUCCGUCGAGACGUCAUCAGCCACCUCCACACCAGUAUCUCAGCACCAGAUGCAACUCGAACAGUUGCGCGGCCGCUCACGGUACUCCUUCAUGUCAUCAUCGACAUCUUUUUCUGGCGCCGGGACCCAGAACACAUCGCGCGAAUCAUCACCCGCGCCACAAUCACCUCUGAUGGAAGAGUGUGGUGCGACUGGCGACAACGAGCCCCUCCGAAGUGCCAUGUCCCUGCGAUCCUUCCAAAUGAAUCCAAACAAUUCAAUGUCAUCCCGACGUAGAUCCAUGCAGCCACUGCCGACAACUGACGAGAAUCUUCUGCAAUCAGCUGAGACUUUGUCUAAAAACAUACGUCAUUCUCUCUACAGUCCUGCAUCACCCACGUUUCCCGGGCUUGAAAACCCUUUGGCCGCAGGCCCAAUUGCAUUAGUUAACCAAGCACCAAGUCUGGAUCAACCUCAAGAAACUGAAAUCGGUUUGGCAUACUCAUCGCCCCCGGAGCUCAAGAACGAUAUCCCAGACCAGUCCGAGGAAGACGACAGCCCUCCCACUCGUGAGGAUAGCCCAGUGAGGUUCAACGCGCAUGUCUACAGCUCGCCACCUAGGAGGGACGUCAUCUCACCUCCUCCUAAAGAGCCUGCACCGCUUCCCCCACAACCUGCUCGACGCCAGUCCAUCAUGGGUAAUACGACAACAACAGGCAUGUCAAACCCAGCGCCCUACCUUGCUUCUACCAGCAAAGUCAGCGGGACAAGGCGUCGAACUUCGGGAUCACCAAAGCCUUUUCUGCGACCUAUUCCGGUCCGCCCUCAAGCCCAACAUAUUGAUUCUGCAAGACGUCGAGCUAGCCAGACACCCUCACCUACGCCUUCCAUUUCUCCCUUGAUCACAAAUCGAUCCGUGACUGCACCAAUACGGCCAGCUUCAGCAGCAUCCAACAGGACAACAUCCCCUAGCCUUCAUGGUCUUAAUCCAGCACAGUCUAACCCAUUGCGUCGGCCGGCCUCAGUCCAGAUCCGUUCUGAUCGAGCACCUUUCUUAUCAUCUCGCCCACUGCGCCUCAUCUCCUCUACACCGUCUUUCGUUCCCGGCCAAAGAAUGUCAAUCCAAGCAGCCCCUACAACGACCAACGUUCAAGCAUUCCCUAAUAUAGAGGCGCUGAGGCAACGAACGCUAGCCCAGCAAACCAGCCAAAAGACGAUUGUACCAAAGUGUAGUUUAAGUUCAAUUGGUCUGCCUCCACCCGCGCCCCCACCAAACAUGCCCCUUCCUCCACCUCCUCGCAAUAUCACAUCGCCUACUCCGCCGCCCAGCAUACCACUUCCUCCGCCACCACCAACCGCAGAUCUUCCAGUCACGCCACUCAGCAUUCCACUUUCUCCGCUCAUGGGCCUCCCAGCACCACCACCCACUGCGCCACUACCCCCUACACCGCCCGAGGUUGCACUUAGGGCCUCUGUCGUCUGA